This is a messenger RNA of Myxocyprinus asiaticus (Chinese sucker), 6889 nucleotides long. RefSeq names its product DENN domain-containing protein 1A-like. Gene Ontology annotation, cellular component: cytosol; clathrin-coated vesicle. Bases 118 to 3135 code for a protein of 1005 amino acids. Lineage: Eukaryota; Metazoa; Chordata; Actinopteri; Cypriniformes; Catostomidae. Gene Ontology annotation, molecular function: phosphatidylinositol phosphate binding; guanyl-nucleotide exchange factor activity. The record is from RefSeq and is a predicted model, not a curated record. Gene Ontology annotation, biological process: endocytosis; endocytic recycling. The transcript has 24 exons.
GUGAGGACCAUGGCGUUCCAGUGCAGAAUGUGACGGGGAUAACGGGGAAAUGUAACUCGGACAGCGGGUUAUUGUCACAUUAAUGCGAGGAACGGAUUGGAUUUAAUCAAGGAUAAAAUGGGCUCUCGUAUCAGGGAGAGCCCUGGGUCAACCUUUGAGGUGUACAUGGAAGUGGUGCAUUCUGGGACGGCUGGCUCUGGACCAGAGGUGCGAAGGAGUUUCCCUGAUACAUACACUGACCAGGAAACAGUACAGACUAUCCCAAAGUUUUGUUUCCCCUUCAGUGUGGACAGUAUGGCAGUGGCUCAGGUGGGGCAGAACUUCACGUUUGUUCUAACGGAUAUCGAGAGCAAACAGCGCUUUGGUUUCUGUAGGCUCUCAUCGGGAGCUCACAGCUGCCACUGUAUCCUCAGCUAUCUGCCCUGGUUUGAGGUCUUUUACAAGUUGCUGAAUAUCCUGGCAGACUACACAACCAAAGGACAGGACAGUCAGUGGAGAGAGUUAUUAGAGUCUCUACAUGGGUUGAACAUACCUGAUCCUGGAGUGCCUGUGCAUUUGAGUGUGCAUUUGUUUUUCACAGUGCCUGAUCCAAGAGAUUUACCCAGUAUACCUGAAAAUAGAAAUCUGACAGAGUAUUUUGUAGCAGUGGACGUGAAUAACAUGCUCCAUGUUUAUGCGAGCAUGCUGUACGAAAGACGAGUCCUCAUCAGUUGCAGCAAGCUCAGCACUUUAACUGCAUGCGUUCAUGGAGCGGCGGCUAUGUUGUAUCCCAUGUACUGGCAGCAUGUUUACAUUCCAGUGCUGCCACAGCACUUAAUAGACUACUGCUGUGCUCCAAUGCCGUACCUCAUCGGAGUGCAUACCAGUCUUAUGGAGAAGGUGCGAGGUAUGGCUUUAGAUGAUGUGGUACUUCUCAAUGUGGACACCAACACUCUUGAAACGCCGUUUGAUGACCUGCAAAGCCUUCCCAAUGAUGUAGUUUCGUCUUUAAAGAACCGUUUACGGAAAGUUUCCUCGACAACAGGGGACGGGGUGGCCAGAGCGUUUCUGAAAGCACAGGCGGCUCUGUUUGGCAGUUAUAGGGAUGCGCUACACAUUGAACCGGAGGAGCCAAUCACCUUCAGUGAGGAAGCCUUUAUCACACACAGAUCCAGCACAAUGAGACAGUUUCUACAGAACGCCAUCCAACUACAGUUCUUUAAACAGUUUAUAGAUGGACGUCUGGAGUUGUUGAAUGCUGGUGAAGGGUUCAGUGAUCAGUUUGAGGAGGAGAUCAAUAUGGGAGAAUAUGCAGGAAGUGAUAAGACAUAUCAGUGGCUAUUCACAGUGAAGAAAGGAAGCGGGGCUAUCUUAAACACGGUCAAGACAAAGGCAAAUCCUGCAAUGAAGAUUGUUUACAAAUUUGCUAAAGACCAUGCCAAGAUGGGCAUCAAAGAAGUGAAAAGUCGACUUAAACAAAAGGAGCUUGCUGAGAAUGGCUAUUCAGAAGAGCCUGGCUCCGCCCAUUUUCCCUCCACGCACAGCAGGGACUCCCUCACCUGGGACCAGAGACGGCCAAUCACUGUCCACUUUGGACAGACUGAGCGAGAGCCCCCCCCACGGCCCCCUCAGCCACAACGUCCCCCUCCCCUCCAUCCCUCAAAACUGCAGCGCAACACACGACCAGCCCGACCUCCUCGACCUCUUGUGGCGAAGAGACCACGCAGUAAUAUUGCCAUUGAGGGAAGCCCUGAACAUUACAUGCGUCCAACCCGUCACUAUACAGUGUUUCUGUGCGAGGACUCUUCGGGUGAUGAGCUGUCUCAAGACGACGACUCCAUCGCUGCUUUUCCUGAACACUUCCUGCUCUCUGCUCCUUUCGAAUGGCCCCAGCCAUACAGGUCUCUUAAAGAGGCUGAACUUGUGGAAGAAGGUGAAGAGGUUGGGGAGCGCUUCCAGGGUAACACGGCUCCGUCCAGCCCUGUGCUAGACAAAUUCUCUGACCUAAGCCUGUUGGAGGAUGGUUUCUGUAGUCAGAAGGGAGAGCCGGAGAGUACAGACACCACAAAUACAGCAAACUUCUCUCACAGCACACACACAUCACUCGGUUCGGCACGGAGUUUGGAGGAGCUUCGAACAGACCCACAACAUGCCAUUUUCAACUACCAGCAGAUGGAUCUUGGUUCUGCCGAGUUCACACGGACUCUGCCCGGUCUUAAAACCACCAAUCCAUACAGCAAGCUAUGGACCCAAAGGGAGGAUCCUUUCACGCUGAUUGGCCGCGAGUCCCCGUCCUGGGAGAGACCUCUCUCUGUGCCACCCCUUGAAACCCCAGAGCUUUGUCCAUCUAGCAGAGAGAGCUCAAUUCCCACAGAGAAGGUGGACGGGGCCUGUAUCACAAUUCCUCGCCCUCAGGGUCGGAAAACACCCGAACCGGGUGCGGUGUUGGCACCGGCUGUGACCCUGCUGCGUGCCAGUGAAAAUGAGGGAGUGACCGCCGGUGGGCAAGAGUUCCGACAGGCACUGAACAUGUCUCCACACUCACAAGUGCAGUCACAGGCGAACUUACUGAAGCCUAGCGAGCAAAACGAGGGUCAGGGACUCGAUUUGCUCAGCUUGUUGGACCCUCUGUGCGGAGCAACCGAAAAUGAGACCACCCCACCCACAUCUAACACAUCUAAACCUCCCUUACCUCCUCGUCCCCACCCCUCAACCUUGCCCUCAUUUCCACCUCAAGUGUCACUCAACCCCUUCAACCAACUACCCCAAUACCCACCUCAAAGGCACUAUAGUCCCAUUGUCCCAAGCAAUCCUUUUGUCCCAGCCUACAUGCCUCCCCAGGGUCCCACCUUUUUCUCCACCCCUCCCCGCCCCUUUUCAGUAUUUGGUCAGUCAUCUGCCAUGGGUGUGGCCCCAACGGGAGGAUCGUGGCCAAUGGGACAUGUCCCUCCGUCCUCCAGUAGUAGUGGCUCUCUUUCAAGCCUCUUAGAAUCGCCUGCGCCACCUACUCCCGCCCAACCUGCGCAAGUCCCCAUAGACACAUCCCAUGAUCCAUUCAGUGACCUUCUUACCAUAGCAACUACACCAACAGUUAUGGCCACGCCCCCCAAAAAGAAGGUGGAGGACUUGCGGAGGAGAUGGGAGACUUUUGACUAGUCUCGCCUAUGUUUUUCCUCAACUGCUGCUACCAACCAGUAAAGGACUGCAAAUGGGCAACAAAUUUAGUGCCAGUGGGUAUUUAAGAUUGCACCCCCUAGUGGCCUGAAAGUACUGUCGGACGUUUCUUCCCAGAGUGUUGUGCUUUUCUCACGCCUAGCUUACACUCUUGUUGGCCUAAUGCACACUGUUGCUAACAAUGCAUUUCCCAUCACAACUGAAUGAACCAUGUUGCACCAGUAGCACCAAGUUUAACCCUGAAAAUCCCAUAGUUAACAGAAUUACACUGUAUUUUAAUGUACAGAUAAGGAACAGACUUUAGAUACAGUACUACAGACACAGUACAAUAUUGGCCCACAUCCGAGAGACCAUUGCAAUUAGACUGACAUUGUCGCUGUAAUGGCAUUAACUGCCAAUCCACUUAACAAUCAGUACUGAUUUAAUUAGAAGCUUUGAUUGUUUUUAGCCCUACACACAUUUAUUCAGAUAAUCCUACUCUAGCUUUCAGUCUUGUGCAGACUUGUGGUUUAAUGCUAAAAUUAAGACUAUAAAGAUUGUUAAAUUGUCAUUACAUAACAUACUUGGCUACAAAUAUUGCUUUUCCCUGCUUAAUAGAUGGCAUACUGGACAUUGCACACUACUUGUUGAGCAUACUACAUUCUGCACUGCAAAGUACACAUUGCGUACUACAAAGUCUGACUGUAGUACCUGUUGCGUACUUAAUAGUUUGUACUACAUUACAUACCGCAUACUACAGUACAUUUUACAGUAUAUACUACUUGUUGCAUACAGCAUAGUGUGUGAUGUAUGCUAUGUUUGGAAUAGUGUGCUACCAUACUACUUUUAUUAUUUCUUUAGUAUAUUGAUAAGGCAGAAAUGGUAGUAGUAUGGCAGUAUGCUAAUCUGAAUUUAGCAAGAGCGAACAUGUCAGAGUUGAAAGAAAGUUUUAGGUUCAAUAAAAGUUAAGCUCAAUCAGCAGGAUUUUUGGCAUAAUUUUGAUUUCCACAAAAAUAUUGGAAUCAUCUCUUGUUUAAAAAAUUUUGUUACACUCUUACAAUGGCAAUUACAAUAGAAGUGAAUGGGGCCAGUCCAUAAACAUUAAAAUACACAUUGUUUCAAAAGUAUUGCCUCAAGACGUAAAUGUUAUCCAUGUUAACAUGAUUUGAGUGUGAUAAAAUUGCUUGCUAACCUUUAUCUGAUUAAAGUUAUGUCGAAUAUUACAACUUCGUUGUCAUAACGAUGUAACACCUGUAAACCCGAUAAUCUGGUAAAUGCAGCAUAUCCCUGAUUGUAUCACCCUAAAUUCAUGUUAACACAUAUAAUGUUCAUGUCUUGUGGCUAUACUUUUGAAAUAGUGAGUACUGUAAUGUAUUGUAACGUUUAUGGACUGGCUCCAAUGCCUUCCAUUGAAAGCACCUUACUGCAACUGCUAUUUAUGCCUUUAAAAAGAAAAAAGAUAAAGUUAUUUUUUUUGUGUUAAUCAACAUUAUGCCACAAAUGCUGUCGAUUGUGCUUAACUUAUAUUGAACCUGGAACAUUCCUUUAACAGCCCUUUUGAAUGCAACACUGCCCCCUAGUGGUCUGGAUGCACAUUUUAGUAGUCAAAAAUACCACACACAUUUGAUGCAUCUUAUCAAUGUGAUGCAUAAGCACUUGACUAAAUGAAAUCAUUACAAAAUGUGUCAUCAAGUUAGAUAAACUAGAGUGCAUUUGUUUUGUGUUUUUUUUUUUACAUUUUUUUUUUUAUAUAUAUAUAAACAUUUGGUGAAAGCCCACAUUGGUACAGGCUUUACCUCUGGUUCUGCUUACCUGUGUGUCGGCCUAAACGUAUUAAAGUGGUUCUUCAUGAUCAGGGUUCUGUUGCUUUGAUUAGAUGUUAAAGUUGUUAGUCUCCUUUUAUUCUGAGCAUCACAUUAGAGACUUAUAGCUUUCAUAAAGCGACUAAUCAUCCUCCAUUCUUCUUAGAACUAUCCAAUCAAUCAUCCAGUCAAUGAUCUGCUACUGCCAUGCACACUGCGUUAUGAGUAUUUAUUCUAAAAGAGCUGUUUUUGCGCUUUUAAAACAUGUAUGUGGCUAAACAGCAUGUUAAAAUUUAUCCUUACACUAGCAGCUGGUUUUCUUGUCAAAGACUGUGCCUGUUUCUUUUUUUAGUUCAGCACUAGACACAAUCUGUAUCAGAAGACCUUGUUUCAUGCCAUGUUUUUCUAUACUUUUGUCUGAGACUUUCAAUUAGAAGAACACUGUUUGUGUGAAUCUUGACAUGGAGGAAAAAAACAAAAUGAACUGUGUACAACCAAAUGCUCAAACCCAAAAGAAACUCAUUGGUUUUGUCCAUGUCAGGGAACAUCAGGGAUUGAAUUGGUGUCUCUUCUUCUCUGGUUUUAUCAGUGUAUUUAAAGAUAUGAAAUAAUGUUAUUUGUGUUAUUAAAGUGUUCUUCAACAUAUGCAUCUACCCUGUAGAGCUGUUAUAGACAUUCACAUUAUGUUCCAUUAGUUUAUCCAUUUAUUUCUCAUGUCAGAUUUGGCCUUAAAUAAGAGUUUGCAUGUGUGAGUAUGACAGCUGAGAGCUGUUUGUGGUGAAAUUUUUUUUUUUUCUUUCUCUGCAUUUCUGUUCUUUCAGUGUUUUGAUUUCAAGACACUUUGGUUAAUGUUUGUAUUUCAUGUCUUAAAAUGUUUUAAGAAAAUUUCUACAUUUAACAUGGGUUGCCAAGUUUGUACAGCAAACACUGCAACACAGUUUUUGAUAAAUCACACUGAAAUUUCAAAACGAGCUCAGUGGAAAUGGAAGCUAAUACAGAUUGGUGAAGUAUGUGACUUUAUGUAGUUUUGAGGUUAUGUAGAAUACACUGAGUGGUACUGCACUGGAUUGCCAUGAGCUUACUUGUAACACAAAACAUGCAGUUAUUUACAUCAAAUUACUCUUACAGCACUCCUUCCGAAGGAUGCUGAUAGAGUUUGGCCGUAAUUUAAAAUUCUUUAAGAAAUGCAUUCAAGCAAAGCUUAUCUUAAACUAGUUAUCAUAAACUAGUCCGAAACAAAGUUUGAAUUCUGACAUCCAUUGUUUUUAGUAAGCAAUGUGUGUACUGCUGCUGGGCAGCAGCACUUGCGGCUUCUGUUUGAUAGUCUAACUGACCAUAGAAAUGAUGGCAGAGAUAAUGGAAUGUCAAAUAUUGUCAUUUCUGGCUGUGAGCAGUGAACUUAUGUUGGAGCCAAAUAGGAAUUAUUUUAAUUAAAGGAUUGUGCAGUCCUUUAUGGCUGCUAGGAUCCGUAUAGUUUGCAUAAUAUAAUUUAGUUUACAAUGCCUUAAAUGGAAGGAAACUACAGGAAACAUCAGAAUGCUCCACCUCCCUUGAAGCAGUGAAAUUUGAAUUUAAUGGACAUAUUCAGUGUAAAUUAUAUGGUUAAAACUAAACAAAAGGCAAUCUUGCUUUUUUUCAUCGUCAGUAUUUUGCUAAGUAUUCCAAUUAUGCUUACAAAUGUUUUAAUGCAUGCAUCAGUUUCAGUAUUUUCUUUUCUUUUGAAGGAUAACCCAAACCUAAACUUAGCUUGGAAUGAGACAGUGGAGAGUGAAGGCUGUGAUGACUCAAAUUGAAUUAUCAAAACAUGAAUACAUUUCUGAUGUGUAUCAUAUCUAUUUCUCUUGGAGUGUUUCCUAAUGUGAACUCAUUCUGUUUUUAAAUCAUCCUGCACUUUUUUUUUUUUAUUAUAUGGAUGUUAUGGUUUUGUGUAUGUCAUAAUUAAAGAGAACAUUAUA